This is a messenger RNA of Caretta caretta (loggerhead turtle), 2545 nucleotides long. Its product is annotated as inositol-tetrakisphosphate 1-kinase-like. Gene Ontology annotation, molecular function: ATP binding; inositol-1,3,4-trisphosphate 5-kinase activity; inositol-1,3,4-trisphosphate 6-kinase activity. Gene Ontology annotation, biological process: inositol trisphosphate metabolic process. NCBI's taxonomy places the organism in Eukaryota, Metazoa, Chordata, Testudines, Cheloniidae. The record is from RefSeq and is a predicted model, not a curated record. Gene Ontology annotation, cellular component: cytoplasm.
UAGAUUUCUUCCCUGGCUGCUGGUGCAAUAUGAUCUGAGCACCGGCCCGGGUGACGCACAGAAAGAGGGAGACCCCUAUUUGAUGCACGUACCAGAGAUCAGGUGUUCGAUGGCUCAAGGCUGAGGGAUGCUUUCUGGGGCGGGGGCUCAGCAGAAAUCUCAGCGUCAGCGUUUGCAAGGCACUAGUUUGACGGGGUGUAACCAACCCAAUGGCAUCACAGGCCAGAGGUCUGGAGCUAAGUGUGCAGUUUGCGGCGUUUAUCGCGGCUCACAAUCAGCCCCAGACCAGGCUCAGGUAACAGGCUCCUGGCCACGAGUUAUUAAGCAACACGGAUUGAUAUUUACGGCGCAUCAGCUGAUCAGAGGAAGAUAGAAUUUGCCACCUUGUGUGCACCCUGCCCAGUUCCUGCUCGCAAAGGACUUUGCCACUCGGGGAGGGGCUGGUGCUUUCGGAUCGAAGAGGGCACAGGCCCAGAGUCAGAGGAGACAAUAUUUGCACAUUUCACACAGAGGGAGAUUUCCACACUGAGAGGUGUGGGGCCUGGUUUAUUUAUUUAUUUUUUAAAUAAAGAGACGGAUGCAAAAAGAUGCCGAGCUGGAGGAAAGGGAAACGCAUCGGCUACUGCCUGAACGACAAGAAGAAAAAGAAACUGAAUUUCCAGGGGUUUGAGGAUCUCUGCAGGCAACGAGGCUAUGAAGUCAUUGAGAUUGACUUGGCCAAACCCCUCUGUGAGCAGGGCCCCUUUGACGUCAUCAUCCACAAACUCUCUGACCUGAUCCUCGAGUCCAGCUAUGACAGCCAGUCUCACCAGCUCAUCCGCGACUUCCAGACCUAUGUGGAAACCUAUUCCAGCAUCAUCCUCCUUGACCCAUUUCCAGCUGUACGGCUGCUCCUGGACCGAUUUGAAUCCUAUCGCCUCCUCCAGGACUUUCAGAAGCAAGACAGCUGCAUCUUCUCCCCGCCCUAUGUGGAGCUGAACAGCGGGACCGGGCGUGAGGCGGUGGCACGGAUCCGGGAGCAGGGCCUCACCUUCCCCUUAAUUUGCAAAACCCGGGUGGCUCACGGACCCAGCUCCCACGAGAUGGCGCUGAUCUUCAGUGAGGAGGGGCUGGGGGAGGUGAGCGCCCCCUGCUUGCUCCAGAGCUUCGUCAACCACGACGCUGUCCUCUUCAAGGUCUUCGUGGUGGGCUCCUCCCACUUCGUGGUGCGCCGGCCGUCCCUGAAGAACUUCCCGCGAGGGGAAUCAGCCAGGAGAAGCAUCUUCUUCAACAGCCACAGUGUCUCCAAGCCGGAGUCCUGCUCCCGCCUGACUGAGCUGGAUGAGGCGACCCUGGAGCCCACCCCGCCCUCUGACAACGUCAUCUGCCGAGCCAUGCGGGGCCUGCGCUCCACCCUGGGGCUCUCUCUGUUUGGGGUGGAUCUGAUUGUGGAGAAGCAGACGGGGCGGUGCGCCGUCAUAGACGUCAACGCCUUCCCAGGUUAUGAAGGCGUCCCGGAGUUCUUCUCAGCCCUCCUGAAUCACAUCGAGACACUGUUGGAGAGCCACGAGCAGGCAGCCCGGGCCAGGGUGCUUGUGGCUGAGUAUUCCCUGCACCAGCAGGCAUCACAUGUGGACAAGGCCCAGGAGAGCACCCACGACACCGACCUGAGGGCCCCUUGGCUGGCCAAUUCCCUCGAGACCCCCAAGUCGGCACCGGCUGAGAGCAGCUUCUUCACCUUCGCCGUUCUGCCUGCCGUGCUCUCCCGGCACUGACGGGGGUGCUGUGUCGGCUGGCCUCUCCGAGGGAGCAGGGAAGCGCUGGGCAUCCAAAGAGAACAGGAGCGACGUCGUGCCUAUCCCAGCGGGGAAAAUUCCCAAACAGCCGGCAUCCGGAGCCAGCAGGAUCUCAACAGGAGCCACCUCUCUGGGGUCACAGAACUGCACCUCCCUGCUUGGACCAGACCAGACCACCGGUCCAUACAGUCCAGUACUACACCGCCCUUCCUGUAUGGACCAGCUCAGACCACUGGUCCCUAUAAGUACAGCACUGAACCUCUCUGCUUGGGCCAGAUCAGAUCAGCGGUCCAUAUAGUCCAGUAUUGCACCUCCCUUCCUGCAUGGACCGGAUCAGACCAUUGGUCCAUAUAGUCCAGUACUGCACCUCCCUGCUUGGAUCAGCCCAGUGUUCCAUAUAGUGCAGUCCCUUACCUCCCUGUCUGGAUCAGACCAGAGCCCUAGGUCCAAUCCAGCUCAGGUCACCGGUCCGUAUAGUGCAGUACUGCACCUCCCUGCUUGGACCCAACCAGACCAGACACUACGGGUCCGUAUAGCCCAGCCUCUUCGCCUCCAGCACUCAGUAAACCAUACCCCCAUAAUGCACACCCUCGCAGAUAAGGACUGACUGUCCUCUUGGACUGUUCCAAAUCCAGCAGCAAGGGGGCUGCAUGUUCCAAAAACUCAAAGGGGUGGCCGAGCCACUCACGCCCCCUGGCGGGGUGAUGGCAAAAAUGCAGACAACAUGGGAGCCGUGGAGAAUAAAUCGUACUCACGUCCCAACCAAAGGA